GGUUUCAGUACAGUAAGCUGCUCUUUAAAGGAGGCAUUGGGAGUUUCUGAGCUGCACUGAAGUGAAGACCGUGUGUGAAGACAUAUCUUUCUCUGAUAUCACCUCUGCUUCCAACAGAAGAGAUCACCAUGUUCCUUUCUACUGCUUCUUUUACAGCCCUGCUACUCACUCUGUCUGGUAUGGAAGCUCUCGUACUGACCCAGGAAAAGUCCCUCUCUGUGAACCUGGGAGAUAAUUUGAAAAUAUCCUGCGCUGUUAGUGAUAGCUCUCAGACCUGGACAAUUUCAUGGUACCGACAGAAGGCUGGAGGUGGCCCAAGUUUUUUGCUUGCUGACACCACAAGAGCAGCUGGGCUUCCUAACAGGUUCACAUAUUCUGAACCAGGAUCUGGCUACACUGAGUAUCUACACAUCAAUGAAAUCACGGCUGAGGAUGAGGCAGUGUAUGUCUGUGCUUGUGUUGGUGGCUGUGGACAUGGUACCAAGUUUGGACAAGGAACUGAAGUCACCAUUGCCCGUCCUCCAUCACCCCCUUCUCUGGUCCUGAUGACCCCAGCCCAGGCCCCUCUCUCUGGGGACAAGACCACCCUCGUGUGCCUGGCGCAGGGCUUCCACCCUGACGGUGCCUCCCUGUCCUGGUCUGAUGACGGUGGCUCUCUGACGGGUGCUGAAGUCCAGAAGGGCGAGUCUCAGCGCCAGGCUGACGGCACGUACACCCUGAGCAGCCUCCUUAGUCUGCCCUCAACACGCUGGAGCUCCGGACAGACCUUCACUUGUCACCUGAGCCACUCAGCACUGACCAACCCACUGAGCAGGAGUGUGAACAACGGGCAAUGUUCAAUGUUCGGUUAGGUUUGCAUUUCCCCCACUAAUGCUUAAGAUUAGGAUUGAGGGAGGGGAAGCUGAUCCUAGAACUGUCCCCCCCCAGCAGCAGUGUUCCCCCAGAUAGAGGGACUGUUAGUGUGCUUCACAUACUUUAAUAGAUUGGCAACUUGCUUUAGAAGUUAUUGAAGUUUAGUUUUUUUCAUGAUGUCUCUUUUUGUGAAUAGGGACCUCUGGUGAUGAAAGCUGUAUUGCUUGUGAAGUAAUCUGAGGAAUUUCUGCAUGUUGAUGUGAUGAGUUGAAUAAAGCAUUUCAUGAUGUGA
This is a messenger RNA of Oncorhynchus tshawytscha (Chinook salmon), 1144 nucleotides long. Its product is annotated as immunoglobulin kappa light chain-like. The coding region runs from base 129 to 851 and encodes 240 amino acids. The record is from RefSeq and is a predicted model, not a curated record. NCBI's taxonomy places the organism in Eukaryota, Metazoa, Chordata, Actinopteri, Salmoniformes, Salmonidae. The transcript is spliced from 4 exons.